AUGCAAAUUCCUGUUGAACGAAGGGAUACGUCAGUUGCUGAUAUUGUUAAAAAUAUUUGGCAUCGAUUGAACUUAGAUGAGAGUGAAAAUUUUUGUUUGGUUAAAAAUUCAAUGAAUGUAAUAGAUGAUACCAUGUACUUGUCAAAUAUGAAUGAAAAUAAUUAUUUAUUUCUUAAUGAAAAUCAAACGUAUACAAUAACGAUCAAAAAUAAUGAAAAAUUAAUUGAUAUCGACGACGAUGUUAAACGAUUUUCUUGUUUAGUAACAAUAGCAAAUAUACGGCAAGUUUUUGGUGUGUCAUCUCAACUAUAUUUCAUAUAUCUACAUGAUUUUGCACUAUUUUACGAAACAAAGCUUUCUACGAUAUUAUUGUUAAAUUCAACGUCGAUUGCAUUUCAGACUGAUGAUGUUAACAAUUUUCCUAUUCCUGUUACACUAGUCAAAGACAGAAAUAUACUCAUUCGAUUUAGUGGUGCAAAAAGUUUAACAUGUGACCAUAUAUGUGAAGUUGGAUGUUUAAUUACUGGAGAAAAUCCAACGUUCUAUGAAUUACAAGUGAAAAAUGUGAGCAUUCACAAAUCAGUGUCUCUAGAUGAAAUAAAUGACACAGAUAUAUUUCACAACACGGAUGAUGUAAUAGAAUUACAACUUACGUGUACAGCUGAAUUCAUGUGUAUGGUGACAGUAAUAAUCGAAGAUCAUGCAAGGAUAUGUUUUCUAAUCAUGUCGGCACAAAUGUUUUAUUUCCUGCUGCUUUCCCAGCUUUGA
Didymodactylos carnosus is the source of this 768-nucleotide messenger RNA. The record is from the annotation of a GenBank genome assembly. Lineage: Eukaryota; Metazoa; Rotifera; Eurotatoria; Philodinida; Philodinidae.